GUCUCUCUGUCUUCUCAUCAUGCCUACCUCUACAUCUGCCCCCAUCCGGAUAAUUUCCAGAACAUCCGUGUGUUGGUCGCAGCCGUUACGGCCGGCAGGAGCUCACGGUGGUUGAACUGCCUCCCAAUGCCGAAUUCAAGAACCGUUUUUUCUCUCUGCCCAAACUCCCAGCUCUGGAAACCAGAGCAGGGGUCUAUGUGUCUGGUCCUACAGCUGUCUUACCUGCUUUCUCCAGAUGUUAUGAGAGGGCACAAUCCCGAAACAAGAGCUUUGGUGCGGCAAUGGAUCAGCUACGCUGACAUGGAAAUAGCUCCGCCGCCUGUUCUGUCGCUUUUUCUGCGCUGAAGAUUUCCAAGCAGAAUAAACAGGGGCUGGAUCGUGCUGUAGCCGAACUGCAGCAUCUCCUUGGGGUGCUGGACAGUCACUGAAGCUUCGGACAUACCUGGUGGGGGAAACCAUGACUGGCCGAUGUGACCGCUGCUGUUGUCUUUUGUUGCCGUAUAAAUAUGUUCUCAACCAAACCCUUCGCACUUAUUUUAUCAACCUGACUCGAUGGUUCCUGACGUGUAUCAACCAACCAGAAUUCCAGGCUGUUUUGGGCACAGUGAGGUUGUAUGAGGGCCCAGGAGGUGGUGUUCUAGAAAUGGACUUUAAAGCUGAGUUGCCGGAGAAAGAGGAGAUAGAAGAGCCCCCUCCCAAAAGCGCGUCGCAGCUGAAGAAAGAGGCCAAAAAGAAAGAAAAACUGGAGAAGUUUUCUUCAGAAGAAGGAAAAGAACCUGCAGCAACAGGGAGAGAAAAGCCAAAAGCUGAGAAGAAAGAAAAGAAGGAUCUUGAAAUCAUCACCUAUGAUAUCCCCACCAAACCAGGAGAGAAAAAAGAUGUGACGGGUCCAAUGCCUGACUCUUACAGCCCGCAGUAUGUCGAAGCAGCUUGGUAUUCAUGGUGGGAGAGCCAGGGUUUCUUUAAACCAGAGUACGGCCGCCGCAGCGUAUCUGAGCCAAACCCCAAAGGCAUCUUUAUGAUGUGUAUUCCUCCACCCAAUGUUACCGGAUCGCUCCAUCUCGGCCAUGCCCUCACCAAUUCCAUCCAGGACUCUCUGACAAGAUGGCACAGAAUGAGGGGAGAGACCACUUUGUGGAACCCCGGCUGCGACCACGCGGGCAUUGCCACCCAGGUGGUGGUGGAGAAAAAGCUUUGGAAGGAGCAAGGGAAAACACGGCAUGACCUUGGCGAGCCGUUCAUCGAGGAAGUCUGGAGAUGGAAAAACGAAAAAGGGGAUCGGAUCUACCAUCAGCUGAAGAAACUGGGUUCCUCCAUGGACUGGGACAGAGCUUGUUUCACUAUGGACCCUAAACUCUCCUAUGCUGUCCAAGAAGCUUUUAUCCAGUUGCACGAGAAAGGGAUCAUCUACCGAAGCAAGCGCCUCGUCAACUGGUCCUGCACUCUCAACUCAGCCAUUUCUGACAUAGAGGUGGAUAAGAAGGAAUUAACAGGCCGGACGCUCCUGCCCGUCCCAGGCUACAAAGAGAAGGUUGAGUUUGGGGUGCUGGUCUCCUUCGCUUACAAGAUUGAGGACUCAGAGGAGGAAGUGGUGGUGGCUACCACCCGUAUUGAGACGAUGCUGGGAGACACAGCAGUUGCAGUCCAUCCCAAGGACCUCCGAUACCAGCAUCUGCAUGGCCGGAAAGUCCAGCAUCCCUUCACGGGACGCCUCCUGCCCAUUGUCUGUGAUGAUUUCGUUGAUAUGGAGUUUGGAACCGGUGCCGUAAAGAUCACACCGGCUCAUGAUCAGAACGACUAUGAGGUUGGCCUGCGUCAUGGACUUGAGUUCAUCAACAUUAUGAACGAGAACGGCUAUCUCAUCAACGUUCCUCCACCCUUCCUGGGUAUGAAGCGCUUUGAAGCCCGUCAAGCAGUGCUGGAAGCGCUGAAGGAAAAGAAGCUCUUCAAGGAGGUGAAGGACAACCCCAUGGUGGUACCAGUGUGCAGCCGCUCCAAAGACGUGGUAGAACCCCUCCUGAAGCCUCAGUGGUACGUGCGCUGUGACACAAUGGCCCAGGCUGCAGCCGAGGCCGUGCGCCGGGGCGAUCUGCGCAUUGUGCCAGAUUUCCAUCUCAAAACCUGGUUCACUUGGAUGGACAAUAUCAGGGAUUGGUGUAUUUCUCGGCAGCUCUGGUGGGGCCACCGUAUUCCAGCAUAUUUUGUGACUAUUGAUGACCCUUCUGUGCCAGCGGGAGAGGAUGUGGAUGGCAAAUACUGGGUGAGUGGUCGGAGCAAGGAAGAAGCGAAAGAAAAGGCAGCCAAAGUCUUCAACGUCAGCCCGGAUAAAAUCUCCCUCCAACAAGAUGAGGAUGUCCUGGACACCUGGUUCUCCUCUGGCCUAUUCCCUUUCUCCAUCUUUGGGUGGCCCAAUUCAGGUGAAGAUCUUCAGGUUUUUUACCCUGGAACUCUCCUGGAGACUGGACAUGACAUUCUGUUCUUUUGGGUGGCCCGUAUGGUUAUGUUGGGCCUCACGCUGACAGGAAAGCUACCCUUCAGAGAGGUUUACCUCCAUGCUGUCAUUCGGGAUGCCCACGGCAGGAAGAUGAGCAAAUCACUGGGAAAUGUCAUAGAUCCCUUGGAUGUGAUCACCGGCAUCACUCUGGAGGGUCUACAUGCUCAGUUAUUAGACAGCAAUUUGGAUCCCCUUGAGCUGGAGCGAGCCAAAAAGGGACAGAAAUCAGAUUACCCCAACGGAAUCCCAGAAUGCGGGACGGAUGCCCUUCGGUUUGCUCUCUGUGCUUACACAACUCAAGGCCGUGAUAUAAACCUGGAUGUGAACCGGAUUCUGGGCUACCGGUAUUUCUGCAACAAACUUUGGAACGCCACCAGAUUUGCUAUCCGUGGUCUUGGGGAGGGAUUCCAACCACCCCCCAGCCCAGAGCUCAGUGGUUCCGAGAGCCAUGUAGAUCUCUGGAUCUUGAGUCGCCUGAGCCACGCCGUGGAGUUAUGCGAUGUGGGAUUUCAGGCCUAUGACUUCUCUGGCAUCACCACCGCCGUGUACAAUUUCUGGCUGUAUGAGCUGUGUGACGUCUACCUUGAGUGCCUAAAGCCUGUGUUUGCCGGAUCGGACCAGGCUGCAAUUCAGACAGCCCAGAAUGUUCUUUACACCUCCUUGGAUGCUGGGCUUCGUCUCCUCAGUCCUUUCAUGCCUUUCGUCACGGAGGAACUGUUCCAGCGGCUGCCCCGGCGGUCUCCUUCCUCUGACCCUCCCAGCAUCUGUGUCACCCCUUACCCUACUACUGAGCAGUUCCGUUGGAGGAAUGAAGAAUUGGACCGCACUUUUGACUUCGUAUUAAACAUCAUCAAGGCUGUGCGUUUUCUCCGGGCAGACUACAACCUCACCAAAACCAAAGCUGAUUGUUACCUACAGUGCUUGGAUCUUCAGACAGCGGAGACUGUGACUUGUUGCUCCGAAUAUAUCUGCAUUCUUUCCUCCUCCAAGCAAGUCUUGGUACUUGAACCUGGAAAAGUUGCUCCCCCUGGCUGUGCUGUAGCUAUAGCCUCUGACAAAUGCAUUGUCCAUCUACUGCUGAAGGGCUUGAUCGAUGCAGAGAAGGAAAUAGCGAAACUGACCGGGAAAAAGGCGGAGCUGCAGAAACAAAUCCUACUGUUACGCCAGCGUAUGGGGAAUCAAGAUUAUGCUCUGAAGGUACCAGCCAAAGUCCAAGAACUGGACGCAGCCAAGCUGAAACAAAGUGAGACAGAACUGCAGAAGGCAGACGAAGCCGUUCAGAAUUUCAAGAAGAUGAUCUGAAGUUGAAGGAGAUACGAAGCCGCUCGGAUGGGCCUGUUCUAGGUUUGAGGGUUGGGAAAGAAACCUUUUCAGAGCAAAAGCCAGAGGACUUGUUUCUGUUCAGCUGUUCUUAGUUCGUUAUAUUUUCUGUGAAGACAUUAAACUAUUUUGCUCAGUUA
Molecule: messenger RNA, 3954 nt
Organism: Thamnophis elegans (Western terrestrial garter snake)
Lineage: Eukaryota; Metazoa; Chordata; Lepidosauria; Squamata; Natricidae
Product: valine--tRNA ligase-like
Biological process (GO): valyl-tRNA aminoacylation
Cellular component (GO): cytosol
Molecular function (GO): valine-tRNA ligase activity; ATP binding; aminoacyl-tRNA deacylase activity
Source: RefSeq, a predicted model, not a curated record